This is a messenger RNA of Pelmatolapia mariae (spotted tilapia), 2905 nucleotides long. RefSeq names its product synaptophysin-like. The record is from RefSeq and is a predicted model, not a curated record. Gene Ontology annotation, cellular component: synaptic vesicle membrane; presynaptic active zone; synaptic vesicle. The transcript is spliced from 8 exons. The coding region runs from base 81 to 962 and encodes 293 amino acids. NCBI's taxonomy places the organism in Eukaryota, Metazoa, Chordata, Actinopteri, Cichliformes, Cichlidae.
CACAGUCCCGGCCCCUCCACUCAGCCCCCCUCACGCCUCCCCCUUCCCAGAUCUUCUCGGUCCUCUCGACACUCUGCAGGAUGGACGUCGUAAAUCAGCUGGUGGCCCAGGGUCAGUUCAGGGUGCUGAAGGUUCCUCUGGGCUUCAUUAAGGUCCUAGAAUGGUUCUUCGCCAUCUUCGCCUUCUCCACCUGUGGCAGUUAUUCCGGGAUGUUCAAGAUUGCGGUGGAGUGCAAGAACCGGACGCAGAGCGACCUGAAAAUAGAGGUGGAGUUUGAGUAUCCCUUCAGACUCCACCAGGAGUAUUUUCAUGCCCCCACCUGUAAGUCUGAGAAUAAAGAACCGAUUUUCCUGGUUGGCGACUACUCCUCCUCGGCCGAAUUCUUUGUCACCAUCGGCGUCUUCGCCUUCCUGUACUCUACGGCGGCUCUCAGCAUUUACGUCUUCUUCUUUGAAAAGUACAAGGAGAACAACAAGGGCCCACUGAUCGACCUGGGAGUCACUGGAGUGUUUGCCUUCAUGUGGCUGGUGAGUUCGGCAGCCUGGGCCAAAGGUCUGUCCGACGUAAAGACUGCGACCAACCCGGAUGAAGUCAUCACUAUGAUCCCCGCCUGUAAAGAGGAUGAGAACAGCUGCCGUGAAGUCCACGACCCGGUUAUGUCUGGAUUGAACACCUCUGUGGCAUUUGGUUUCAUUAACCUGAUCCUGUGGGUUGGAAACCUCUGGUUCGUCUUUAAGGAGACGGGCAUCAUCGCUCCCUUCAUGCGGGCUCCGCCUCCUGAGGGCAAGCCUGCCGCACCCGAUGCCUAUGGCCAGCAGGGAGCCUAUGAGCAAGACCCGUAUGCCAGCAACCAGGGAGGCUACCAACCUGACUACAGCCAGCAGGGAUACAACCAGGAAGCGCAGUAUGGUCAGGGCUAUGGCCAGCAGGGGGCGCCCACCUCCUUCUCCAACCAGAUGUGAGCUGACAGGAAGAAGGACAAGUCGGAGUGAACCAACAGUGGGUCGCUUGCAACCAGCCCACAAUGUGACACUCCUGGCUGCAAAGUUAAUGGGUGGGGUGGGGGAGGGAUGAGGGGAAAGGGGGGGUUAGAUGUUCACUACAAUGAAUUGAUGUGUAAAUGACUAAAAAAGAGAGUUAUAGAUAAUAAAUCCACAACUUGAAGAAUCCACCAAGACAUCGGUGACGAAUAGAAACCUGAAACCAGUGACGAUGUUGAUAAGAGUUAUUCAUAUUAAUUAAUCUGUGGAGAGAAUGUAUGUUUGUGUUGUAUAGAUAUCACUAUGAACAGAUAUAUAAUAUAGACUGAAAUGUUUCUUGUUUCCUAUUGAUCUGCCCUGCCCAAAGUUUUAUGCCCUGCCUCCUUACAUCAGCAAACCAGAUUCACACCAGCCAAUCGUGAAGCUGUUGAGACUGGGUCCACACUGAGAAAAAUCCAAUGAAAACCAGAUUUAAACCAAAAUGAGAACCACAUUAAACAAACUAACAGAGCGUCUGCAAACAUCACCUCCCCGCUGCAUGUAAAUAUCAAACAGGAAGUGAUGUCAAUCUGGGCACGUAGUAAAACCCAGUCCGGCCUACAGCAUCACAGUGACGCCCGGUGGAAACUGGAUCCAAAAUGGCCCCUCGUCAUUACAGUUUGCACAGUUUGUGUGUUUAAUGGGCUCAGCCGAGCUUCGAUCUGCUGUGUGUUACAUUCCAGCUGCAGAAACGUCCAUCUGGCCGAUCACCGCCGCUAAAACUAAGCCAGAUCUGAUUCUACUGGCUUCUACUUUGGGUCUAAACUCGGCUAAGACCAAUCUGAUGAUUUCGAUGUACUGCUAUGAUGCCAUCAAUGGAAACGCCCAUCAGGAGCAGGCAGUACAAUUCACUGCCCCUCAAAGGGCUUCCAGAUUUAAACCAAUUAGAAAGUGAAGGUGGGCUUUUGGAGGCGGGGAGCCUAAAGAGAGACAAACGAAUGGAAGACUAAGUAUGGGAUAAUUAUUUGGACUGACUUAUGCAAAGCCUCUGACUUUGCUUUGUUCACAAGCUUUUUGGAUCAUCAGAGGUUUUAAGCAACAGCUGUUUCCAGUACACGAUAAAUAUCUUUACCUGAUAAUUACAUCCUGAUACAAGUUGUUGUGCUAUGAGUCUACAACUCAAUGGCAGGGUAAAUUUCCCCACUUGGAAACUCACUUUUCCCAUUCUAAAUGGUGGUGAUGUGAAAAUCAGAGCACAAAAUUCAGUUAAGAUUCCUCCAUGACUCACAUGUUGAUCUCAGUUAUUGGCUUAAAUCUUCAGAUGGAUGCUUCUGUCAGCGAGCUACUUUGAAAUGUUGCAAUUGUUUUUUACAUUUAUUUUAAUUUGUCUUCUGUUAGCCAAUCGAGUCUUUCUGGAAAGUUCUGGGUCUAUAAAAAAGUGAUGCUUCUUCCUCUUCUUCUUCUUGGGUUGUUUUUCUUGAAAGUGAAGCUGUUUUUAGCGUCGGUAUCUUCCUCCCGCAUGGUGACGUGUUUACUGCUCGUGUCGUUCAGUAUCUGAAGAUCAGUGUGAUUCUACUUCCUGUUUCCUGUGUGUGCGCGCGUGUGUGUUUGUGUGUGUGUGAGACCAUUACCUGUCCAUACUACUUCAUUGGCUCUUUUUAUCCUUUCUCUCAUCUUUUAUGCUUUUAUUUCUCCUCCAUUCACUUUUCUUUCUUUCCUUGUUUUGUUUUGUUUUUUUACCCUCCCUCUUUAUUCUUCAUCUUCCUCUUCUCCACCUUUGUGAUGUGUCCUCUUGUGUCACAAUAGUCUACUCGGCAUCAGUAACCAUGGCGAUGGUGUUGACAGUGAUGAUGUGUGUGACUUGUUGCUAUGGAGACAUCCCCAACCCAAUUCCCCCUGCUGUGUUUAUUCAAUGGAAAGUUUCAAUAAACGACAAACUCAUCUCA